Messenger RNA from Cajanus cajan (pigeon pea), 1527 nucleotides. RefSeq lists its product as uncharacterized. Gene Ontology annotation, biological process: defense response to other organism. Gene Ontology annotation, cellular component: plasma membrane. The record is from RefSeq and is a predicted model, not a curated record. Lineage: Eukaryota; Viridiplantae; Streptophyta; Magnoliopsida; Fabales; Fabaceae.
AUCUUUCUCUCUCCUCAUUUCCAGCCUCUUAUUACUCCACAACCUUACCUUUUCCAUUCGUAAUACUAACCUCCCUCAAAUCUCAAAUACCAUUUCAGGAUUCUCUCUCUCUCUCUCUCCAGACAUUUUCAUUGUCCUCCACAACAUCUCUUAUCUCAUUCAUUCUCUUAUCUCCAUCUAAACACAUUCUCAAUGUUGAUCACCUUUCAUCUUCUCAAACCCAUGUACAAUUGAUCGUCUUCUUCUCCUUCGAUAAAACCAUGGAGGAAUCCUCACCCCAACCUCAACCCAAACUGCUGCUACAGAAACCCCCCGCCCACCAACAAACCACCGCCAACCUCCCGCCGCCGCCGGCCAGAAUAAAGCCAGCCCCUCCGCAGGCCUUCCGCCCGAAGCCCAGGCCCAAGCGGCGGAGCGGCUGCCGCAUAUGCUGCUGCAGCACCUGCAUCGGCCUCCUCAUCCUCAUCCUGGUCCUGGUCAUCGCCGCCGGCAUCUUCUACCUCAUCUACGACCCCGCCCUCCCCCACUUCCGCCUCUCCUCCUUCCGCGUCCCCACCUUCAACAUCUCCGACGCCAUCGACGGCCCCUACCUCAACGCCAACACCAUCUCCCGCGUCGAGGUCAAGAACCGCAGCGGCAAGAUGACGUGGCGCUUCGCCCCCUCCAGGGUGGCCAUCUCCGCCGACGACGGGGACGUCAAUCUGGGCUCCACCAACCUGGCGGGGUUCUCCGUGAGGGAGAGGGCCGUGGCGGGGCUGAAGGCGGAGACGAAGGUGAGCAACCAGGCGCUGAGUGAGAGGCAGAGGAGGAGACUCAAGGGCGCUGUCGUCGGGAAAGCCUUGGCACCCUCUUUGGAGUUUCGAACCAAAACCGGUGUGACCUUGCAGGGUUGGAACUCACCCUACCUCGCCAUCACUGUCGUCUGCGGAGGUGUCACCAUGCGGGAACUCGAAAAAGGAGGCCCUCCUCGUUGCACCAUCACUUUCCUCAAAUGGAAGGGGAGUGAGGGUGGGGAUAUUGGUUACUAAUCUCACUAUUUCCUGGGAUGGACCACACGCAGGUUCAAAAUACGAUGACUUGGGGAUCGAUGUCGUGUCAAAUGUGUUCUAUACAUAUUGCGGAUUGAUGUUCAGCGCGCCAUUUAGAGGAAUCCUAGCAAACUCAAGCACUCCAGAAAAUGUUCUGUCUGCUCUUUUCAAUAAGAAAAUCACAAUGUGAUGGGGCACCCAGCAGGACUCGUGGAGGAACUCAGUGUUUUUUUUUCCCUUACAAGCAGUUAACCAUGGAGUAAGUAAAAAAACAUAGGUCAGCCUAUGGAAAAUAUUUAAUAAGUUAGGGUAGGUUUUUAAGGUGUAACAUAUCAUUCUCAUUGCUAAUCACUAGUUAUAUGGUAGAAAGAGAACUUAAGGGCCAAGGCUGUCUUAUGAAAGCGGUUAGGAAGAGAGGGAUGUUAGGUCUGCCACCUUCUCCAUCUCUAAUUAUCUUAGUGUAAAGUAACAAUUAAUGUAUUUUGGGUUUUCCUUCUCA